AUGGCUGAGAUUGUUGGCACAGUUGCGUCUGUCGCUCAGCUUGUCCAACUGAGUGGUGCCCUACUCGCUGGCGGCUACAACUUCCUAUCGAAGGUCGCGCGAGCGCCCAGCGAGAUCCGGAGUCUCCUGACGGAAACCGCGGCCGUCAACAGCCUUCUUGCGCAAAUUCAGCAAAUCGCAGAUACAUCGCCCAAGGCAGCUGCAGACGAUGCGCUACAGGCUCUUGAACGGGUUGGUGUCUUUGAAGAAUGUCAGUCAACGCUCAAGUCGAUCGAGCGGGCGCUGGCAAAAUGCGAGCAGGUCAAUGGUCAAGAUGCAAAGAACUUUGGAAGGAAACUGAUGUGGCCGUUCAAAGAGAAAGAGACCAAAGACGCUCUGCAGAGACUUCAUCACAUGCGUGGAUUACUUGCGAAUGCUAUCGAGGCCAACUCUGCAUCCGCGAUACGGCGCAUCGAACUAGGACAAGGCCUCAUAUUAAAUGAGAUGAAGGAUAUGUCUGAGCAGCUGCGUGCGCAGAUGAGUCGUGAGGAAACACAGAAGCUCAAAGCCUCACAACAAUACACAACUCCGGAAAGAGCGCGGGCUGCCGUAUCAGAACCCUUCUUACGAGCCGAUUCGAUGCUCGCACUCAAGGGCGAUAUCCAAACCUUGCACUACAUCAAAGAAGAACUUCAAUUGCGCCUAGCCAAUGGUAUAUUGAAAUUGAGGAACAAAAGCAUUCUGCCUAUCAUAGAGCGGCAUAUUUCCCUCUGCGCAGGCACAAUACUACAGGCACGUUUGCAGAUCGACUAUAUUUGUGCAGCGAAGUCGGAUAAGGAAAUCAAGCACAUGAUACAAAGACUACCAAAUGGGCUUGGAUACACGUACCAGAUACUUCUACACAAUAUCGCUGCGCGAUACCCAACUAAGAUUCAAGAGGUACAAAAGUUGUUCCGGUGUCUUGUUGCUGCUGCUUCGCCCAUGACUGCUCGCCAGCUAGCAGAGGUCUUGGCCAUAGAACCCGAGGAACAUGAUUUGGACCAUGACGCUGUAGCUACGGAUCCGUACGAUGUCCUGGAACCAGUAUCUGCUCUUGUACGCAUCGAAGACUUGAACGGACUGAUCAGCGUAGUGAAGCUCUGUCAUUACUCAUUUCAAGAGUAUCUCAGCUCUGAUGAGAUUCGACAAAGCCCAGCUAACGAAUUUUACGUCGACAAGGACGAGGCACAUGCUUGGAUGACUGGCUUGUGUCUACGGUAUCUCACUUUCGAUGCGUUCAGGAAGCCACUGGACGAAAGUCUGGAUCCGGAUGUCGGUGAGACAUACGUGUUCCGCGUAUAUGCCGCGUUCAACUGGUACAGACAUGCGACGCUUGUAGAAGACUACUGGUCUGCGAAAGAUAUCCCCAUCCCUUUCGUGUAUCUGUUCUUUGAUUCAGAGGAGGGUCCACCUUGCUACACGAGAUGGCAGGAACUGCUUGCGACCACGUACACAGACACGGACUUUUUCGAUUAUUCUCCCAUCUGCCUAUGUAUUUGGCUCGGCUUAAACGCUACUGCAACAGAUUUGAUCUAG
Messenger RNA from Alternaria metachromatica, 1554 nucleotides. RefSeq lists its product as uncharacterized. Lineage: Eukaryota; Fungi; Ascomycota; Dothideomycetes; Pleosporales; Pleosporaceae. The coding region runs from base 1 to 1554 and encodes 517 amino acids. The transcript is spliced from 5 exons. The record is from RefSeq and is a predicted model, not a curated record.